Fusarium sp. VM40 is the source of this 1335-nucleotide messenger RNA. The record is from the annotation of a GenBank genome assembly. NCBI's taxonomy places the organism in Eukaryota, Fungi, Ascomycota, Sordariomycetes, Hypocreales, Nectriaceae.
AUGAACUGCAACGAGCUCCAAGAACAUACCAAAGCGGAUUGUUUCCUCAUCAAAAAACCCAGAGCGCUGCAAUGGUACUACAAAGGACAGCUCCAAAAAGAGAAAGAAGAAGAGCGCCAAGCCGGACGCUUUGAGCUCUUCCUUGAUCUUUUGUACGUCGCCAUUGUUGCCAACUUCAGCGAUGAGCUCGCUGAGCAUCCCGAUGGCGCUCAUCUGGCAAAGUACAUACUCAUCUUUGCGCCGGCAUGGCACAUCUGGGCUGAUCUUCGUGAGAUCAUGAACUCGUACUAUACCGAUGACUUGCUGCAGCGCCUGGUUAUCCUCUGGGUCAUGGCCCUGCUGGUACUGUACGCUAACAAUGCCAACGAUGCGGACGAGGAUAUCUCGGCGAUGCGUACUGCGGCUGGGGCGUAUCUUGUUGCUCGCUUCACUCACCUCGUUGUCUUUCUCAUCACCUCGUUCGCAGCGUAUCAGCACCGCGCCCAAGCCCGUAUCAUGGCUGGUUUCAUGUUUAUCGGACUGCUCAUUACCAUUCCUCUCUUCAUUGAGGGUAUCAGUAUUCGCGCAAAAGCUGCCGUUGUCGCUGUUGGCAUCUUUUAUCAAGAAGCGACGUGGGCACUUACUCUGAGUCCUUGGAUCAAGAAAAAGCUACAUCUGACAUAUAGCACGGCUGUGGAUAUUGCGCAUGAAAUUGACCGGAUGGGCGCUUUCUUUAUCAUCAUCCUGGGAGAGUUUGUGUACAGUAUCAUUGUUGGUAACAAGACGGGAAUCGGGUUGACCUCUGGAUAUGCCAAAGCUGUAUGCACGCUGAUUAUCGCCUUUGUGCUUAACUGGAUAUACUCCAGCGGCGACGGCAGCAUCCAAGCCACACAUCCCAUCCGACGAUCCGCAUGGACAGCUUUCGGCUUCUUUCUUCUACAUCUACCGCUCGCAGCAUCAUUCCUCAUCGGCGGCCACGUAGCGGCUGCAAGCACCGCGAUAGAAGAAUUCGAGGAUGGCCAACGGUGGCUUCUCGGCGGAGGUCUCGGAGUCGGCAUGUUCUGUCUCUGGGUCUACGGGAUGCUGUACCGGGUAGAGGGAGAGUGCCCUCUAUUCAUGGGCCAGACUCUACGGAUGAGUAUGAGGUUGGUUAUUGCGAUAGUUCUCAUUAUUUUACCCGAGUCGCACGAUCACCUCAACGCUGAGGACUUUAUGUUUGUUGUCAUGUCACUGUUUGUGUUCCUCUUGAUAUGGGAGACGGUGGGAGGCUUGUCCAAGACGUCCAAGUUGUUUGAGCCGUGGACGGAUAGGCAUGCGCCGCCGGAGGAGGAUGAUAGGGAAGGGUUGGCGGGCUAG